Molecule: messenger RNA, 1596 nt
Organism: Prunus armeniaca (apricot)
Lineage: Eukaryota; Viridiplantae; Streptophyta; Magnoliopsida; Rosales; Rosaceae
Source: the annotation of a GenBank genome assembly
AUGGCGUUGGCAGUGCCGGUGUGGUGGGAAGGUCAUGAGAUUUGCUGUUCUCAUACAUGGCGUUGGCAGUGCCGGUGUAUGGGAAGAGUAUGUAUAUUGCUUAGUAUCAUCACACAUGGCGUUGGCAGUGCCGGUGUGGGGAUGAUACUGUCUGCGCGCGUAGGACUUGAUAUGAGAUAUGAGAUUUGUGAGCUACACGUGGCGUUGGCAGUGCCGGCGUGUGAGCUAUGGAGUUUCGUCCCCCGGUUGGACUACUCAUCCCUGGACGCGGGUUCUGGUUCGAAAAUCCUGCGUACCAGCCAACAAUCCCCCGGUUGGAUUGUCUUCCCCGGAUGUCUUGGGUUUUUAGUAAGUGGGCCCGGCAUCGGUGUGAUGUCGGCAACAAUACGGGGUCCGCCCCGGUUUCGGGAGAAAUUCCGGGGCGGGUCCUGUCAGCAUAUCUCUCUUAGAAUCAAUCUUCAAUCACCAAAGCUGACAACCUUUACCAAUCGAGGAGCAGGAGCAGCUUCCUCCUCGGCGCCUUAUCGAAUGGCACCAUCUGAGUUAGCAGAACUCAUAAAACAGUUGAAUAAGUUUCUGGAUGUUGGACCGAUUCAACCUCCAAAAGCCUCAUACGGUGCUCCAAGCAGAGGGAACGUUGAGGAUGUCUACAUACUUCACAAAGUUGGACUUGCACUCGGUUAUUGGCAAGUGCGCAUUGUGGAGGGAGAUAAACCAAAAACUGCUUGUGUAACCACAUAUGGCUCAUAUGAAUUUCUUGUAAUGUCGUUUGGGUUAACCAAUUCCCCUGCUACUUUCUACAAUUUAAUGAAUGAUAUCCUUUAUGAGUAUUUGGACUCGUUUGUUAUGGUUUACUUGAAUGAUAUUGUGGUGUACAGUGACUCGUUGAAAAGCCACUUGAAACCUCUUAGAGUUGUUUUCUCACGGCUUAGGAAAUAUCAACUCUAUGUCAAAAAAGAGAAAUGUGAAUUAUGCUGCCAAUAUAUAAUGUUCUUGGGUCAUUUGGUGAGGAAAGGUAAGAUACACAUAGAUGGGAAGAAGGUUCAAGCCAUCCUUGACUGGCCUGCACCUACUAAAGUGCCCAACUUGAGAUGUUUCCUUGGAUUGGUUAAUGACAAACCAUGGUGUUGGACAGGAAAAUGUGUUGAAGCGUUCAAAGGGUUAAACCAAGUCAUGGCUAUGGAGCUGGAAGUACACCUUGUUGCCUUUGCACGGCGUAAGCUUAAGGAUUGUGAGCAACGGUACUCCACCCACAAGAAGGAGAUGGCUGCAGUUACCCAAAAGAAGCUGACCCCAAAGAAAGCACGUUGGCAAGAGUUCUUGUUGAAAUUUGAUUUUGAUUGGGUGCACAUACCUGGUAAGCUAAAUCAAUUGGCGGACGUGUUGAGUCAUAAAGAAGUUAAGGAAUUUGUGGCUACACUUACCCUAGUGCACUUAGAUUUCUUAGAUUGGAUUCGAGACCAAUCUAAUGAUUCAGCCUACAUCAAACUUCAACAACAAGUAAGGGAGGGACUUGUGAGAAGAUAUUGGUUGGAGGAAGAUCUACUCUAUGCCAAAGGAGGAAGAUCCGCAAUGGGUUGGACAUCCUGGAGUUGA